CUCCGGGGGGCGGGUGGGACGCCAAGAUGGCGGCGGAGCUGGAGCGGGUCCGCGUCUCGGCGGCCGAGCUGCGGGGGCUGGUGGCGGCGCGGGGGCGGGGCCCGGGCCCAGGCCCAGAGAACACGAAAGAGCUGAAAGAGCCCAGGCAUCGAAAAGAUAACAGGCGCCCGGACCUGGAAAUCUACAAGCCAGGUCUUUCCCGGCUAAGGAACAAGCACUUGCUUCUGAAACAGGAAGCACCAGGGUGCGAAGGGAGCAGAGCUGGGGAAGCCAAGGAUGAAACUGCUGGUGACAAAGAUCCUGCUGUUGCUGCGGGGGGAUCUCGGGUUGCUGAGGAUCUCAGCAAAGGUGACAGCCAGAGGCAGAACGGUCCCUCCCAGGGAGAUGGAGAGAUGGAAAGUAAAGGGCUUGUUCAGAGCCAGGAGAGCUUGUCUAAACACUCGGCCUCGGAGGAGGGGUGCUCCAAGGUCAGCAGAAGAGCCAAGAAGCCAGACCAGCAGAUCUAUCAGCCUGGGAAGCGCCUGCAGUCUGCCACCAAGGAGCCAACCCCCCGGCCAGCCAGCGAAGAGGUCGUCAGUAAGAUGGAGCAGCUGAGAGUUGAGGGAGAAGAGACUGAGAGGGACCCUGGGAAAGGCACUAGUGGCAGCAGCAGAAAUAAACAGAGCAGAGAGGAAAGAGAGGGAAGCCUGACCGGUGAGGGGGUAAAAACUGCCAAGGGAGACAAAGGCAGGCGGCUGGAACGGGGUGACAGGGCAAGGAAGGCAAGCAGCGACCCGCCACAGGGAAAGCUCGCCUCCACCAAGAGGUACUCCCGCUCGGACAAACGCAGGAGCCGGUACCGCACCUGCAGCACAAGCUCUGCUGGAAGCAACAACAGCACAGAUGGAGCCUCCCUGGCUGAGGUGGGGAAGAAACAGCAGGAGCGGGCAAAGGAGAGGCUCCGUCCUAAGAAGCAGCCAUCUGCUUCCUCCACAGACUCCCUGGAUGAUGACCGAAUGGAUAAGGUGGAAGCCUAUGGCCUUGGCAGGAGCUCGGAGAGGAGGAAGCGCCUGGAGCAGAGCCGAGCUUCUGAGAGCGAGUGGAGCAGCAAUGGUAAAGAGGCCAAGGGCGCUUUGCGCGUCACCUUUGACAGCCGGACCAUGAGCAGGGACAUCUGCACGUUGGAAAACGGCAAGAAAAGGCCCCCAAAGGGCUGUGUUAACGUGAGUGAUUCCACGGAGGCUGUGGAGGGGAGAGGCCAGAGCAGGGAGCCUCACGGAAGAGGCCGGGGGAUUCUUGUCCUGCCUGCCAACACAGACCUCUCUGCCAGCGCUGCAGGAUCCCCUGAAUCCAUGCAUUCAGGGCCCAGGCUUCUGCUUGGCGGUGGGGGCAGCAAGGGGCCCAGGGGCAGAGGCCGUGGUGGCACUACCCGCAGGUUGUGGGAUCCAAAUAACCCUGACCAGAAGCCGGCUCUGAAGAACCAGGCCUCUCAGCUCCACUUCCUGGACACGGAUGAUGAAGUGAGCCCCACUUCCUGGGGGGACACGCGCCAGUCACAGGCCUCCUACUACAAGUUUCAGAACUCAGACAAUCCCUACUAUUACCCAAGGCCCACAGGCCCGGGGGCCCAGUAUCCCUACGGAGGAUACCCACUGCAGUAUCAAAUGGGCCCCAGCAAUGGUGUGUACCCAGGCACUUACUAUCCGGGGUAUCCAGGCCAGUCAGGGCAGUACGUCUGCAACCCGCUCCCGUCCACCCCCCUGAGUCCUGAACUGGAGCAGCAGAUGCGGAACAUGCAGCAGCAGGAGCUCAGCAAACUCCUUCGAGAGGCUGGGAACCAGGAGCAGCAGCUCAGCAACCUGCUGUCCAGAGACCGGAUCAGCCCCGAGGGGCUUGAGAAGAUGACACAGCUGAGAGCAGAGAUGCUGCAGCUGUAUGAGCGAUGCAUCCUGAUGGACAUAGAGUUCUCUGAUAACCAGAACGUGGAUCAGCUGCUGUGGAAGAACGCCUUUUACCAGGUGAUUGAGAAAUUCCGGCAGCUCCUCAAGGACCCUCUGGGAGAGACUGCCCAGGAAAUUCGGAACAAGCUGCUUCAGCUCCUGGAUGAGGGCACUGUUUUCUUUGACAGCUUGCUGCAGAACCUGCAGGUCUCGUACCAGUUCAAGCUGGAGGAUUAUAUGGAUGGGAUGGCCAUUCGCAGCAAGCCCCUGCGGAAGAUGGUGAAGUACGCGCUGAUCAGUGCCCAGAGGUGCAUGAUUUGUCAAGGGGACAUUUGCAGGUACCGAGAGCAAGCGAAUGACACGGCAAACUACGGGAAAGCGCGCAGCUGGUAUCUGAAGGCUCAACAGAUUGCCCCCAAAAAUGGCCGUCCAUACAACCAGUUGGCGCUCCUGGCUAUCUACACGAGGAGGAAGCUGGAUGCUGUGUACUAUUACAUGCGCAGCCUGGCCGCCAGCAACCCCAUUCUCACAGCCAAGGAGAGUCUCAUGAGCCUGUUUGAGGAGACAAAGCGCAAGGCGGAGCAGAUGGAGCAGAAGAAACAUCAGGUGCUGGAGCUGAGCCCCAGCCAGAGGGGGAAGAGCAAGAGGUCCACGUUCCGACAAGUUGGAGACGACGCCACACGGCUGGAGAUCUGGAUCCACCCCUCCCACCCCCGCUCCUCCCAGGGCCAGGAAUCUGGCAGGGAUUCUGAACAGGACAGCGGGCUUGGGAACCUCAGCCCCAGCGACCUGAACAAAAGGUUCAUCCUCAGUUUUCUCCAUGCCCAUGGGAAGCUGUUUACCAGGAUUGGGAUGGAGACGUUCCCUGCAGUGGCUGAGGAGGUCCUGAGGGAGUUCCAGGUGCUGCUGCAGCACAGCCCACCUCCCAUCGGAAGCACCCGCAUGCUGCAGCUUGUGGCCAUCAACAUGUUUGCAGUGUACAACUCCCAGCCCAAAGAGUGCCUGUCAGAGGAGUGUCGCUCCGUGAUCCAGGAGCAAGCCACAGCCCUGGGCCUGGCCAUGUUCUCCCUGCUGGUGAGGCGCUGUACCAGCCUGCUGAAGGAGUCUACCCGAGCUCAGCCCCAAGAGGAGGAGCAGGAACCCGAGCAAGAGGUCGCAGAGGAUGACAUCAAGGUCUCUGCCUUGCCCCAGGAUCUAAAGGAGUUGCUGCCCAGCGUGAAAGUCUGGUCAGACUGGAUGCUCGGCCACCCGGACACCUGGAACCCCCCUCCCACCUCCCUCGAGCUGCCCAAACAGGUCUCGGUGGACGUGUGGGUGACGCUGGCUGACUUUUGUAACAUCCUGACCACGGUGAACCAGUCAGAGGUGCCAUUGUACAAGGACCCGGAUGAAGACCUUGCCCUGCUCAGCCUGGAAGAGGAUCGGCUCCUGUCGGGCUUCGUCCCCCUGCUCGCUGCCCCCCAGGAGCCCUGCUACGUGGAGAAAACCUCGGACAAGGUUAUUGCAGCCGACUGCAAGAGGGUCACAGUUCUGAAGUAUUUCCUGGAAGCCCUUUGUGGACAAGAAGAGCCUUUGCUGGCAUUCAAGGGUGGAAAAUAUGUGUCAGUGGCACCCGUCCCAGACGCCAUGGGAAAGGAAAUGGGAAGCCAAGAGGGAAAACAACUGGAAGAUCAGGAGGACGACGUGAGGGUUGAGGCGUUUGAGGAUGAUUCCGAGGCUGAAGGAAGCGGGGAAGAGCUUGACAUCAAGGAGCUCCGAGCUAAGAAGCAAGUGCUAGCCCGGAAAGUAGCUGAGCAGCAGCGUCGGCAGGACAAGAUCCAGGCUGUGCUGAAGGAUCAGAGUCAGAUGAGGCAGAUGGAGCUGGAGAUCCGGCCCAUCUUCCUGGUGCCAGACACCAACGGGUUCAUCGACCACCUGAGCAGCCUGGCGCGGCUGCUGGAGUGCAGGAAGUUCAUCCUGGUGGUGCCCCUGAUCGUGAUCAACGAGCUGGACGGCCUAGCCAAGGGCUCAGAGACGGAGCACCGUGCUGGGGGCUACGCCCGCCAGCUGCAAGAGCGAGCCAGGAAGUCCAUCGAGUUCCUGGAGGGGCGCUUUGAGAGCCGCGACAGCUGCAUGAGGGCCCUUACCAGCCGCGGCAAUGAGCUCGAGUCCAUCUCCUUCCGCAGUGAAGACACCACUGGCCAGCAGGGCAACAACGAUGACCUGAUCCUGUCCUGCUGCCUCCAUUACUGCAAUGACAAGGCCAAGGACUUCAUGCCAGCUAAAAAAGAUGACCCAAUCCGCCUGCUGAGAGAGGUGGUGCUGCUGACGGAUGACCGGAACCUGCGGGUCAAGGCGCUGACCCGCAACGUGCCCGUGCGGGACAUUCCCACCUUCCUGAAGUGGGCCCAGGAGGGUUGAGCGUGUGCGGGCAGGAGAGGCCGAGUGAGUACCGCAGCGCGUGGCCCGUGGGUCCGCAGCGUUUGAGGCAGGCUUUGCGACAUGUCGCCUGCCACCCGCCCACCCGUGAACAAUAAAUGCCACGUCUUCACCCCCUGGCAUGGCCGGGCUGCCGUGGGGCAGGCGCGCUGGGAAGGUCGUUGCUGCCGAUGGUUCGUACAGAGGCUGGAGCACUGAGGAGGCUCAGGUGAAGCCAAGCAAGUAGGAGCUGUGUCCCAGAAGACUUUAGGGUGAGCUCUGGGGUCAGUCUCGCAGCCUCUGGCUCCUGACGGUUUCCUUGAGGGCAGCGAGUUCACAGCAGAGGCCCGUGUUCCCCUGGUGCUUACCCAGGGGCAAGAGUGACCUGUUGUCCUAGCCCCUCCUAAAGAGCAGGACCCUGCGGACAGGCUGGGGCAGCCCGUGCUAAAGAAGACCCUGGUCUGUGGGGUCAGGCUCUCCCUGGCUGCCGGCAUCGCCAUCUCACCGCCUUGCUGCUUCUGCUUCCUCGCAGCGCUGCCCUUUCCUUUGGGUCCCAGUCACCCCGGGGCAGGACAGGGUUGGGCCUGGGCCAGCCCAUAGGCUGCCCUUCUUCCUGGCAGCGGAGUCUGCCUGGAGCUGAUGAGCGUGGGGCUCCUCUCUCCCUCGGGAGAUGCCCUUGCCCCUGCGAGCCCUGGAGCACCGGGGCUUUAGGGCCCUCUGCCCCCAGUCUGCCGAGCAGCAUCAUCACUGAGGCACCACCACCCUGCAGCUGUUUCUGCCCCUCUGCUGUGUCCCCCCCCCCAUGCCAGACACACUCCUGCUCCCUGUCCCAGACCCCUCUGCCACCCCUUUGGGCACUCGGACAGUCGGCUCCGACUGACGUUAGGCCGUAGUGUCGUGGGCAUCAUGGUGGGGUCACUAGCUGCUGCCUCAUGGACCCCGAGGGUGGGGUCAAGCCACGUGGGAUGCUCUGUUUCCCUGGGGAAGACCCCUGUGUCCAGCAGGGAACAGUUAACGGACUGUCCAGCCGUGUGCGAUGUGGCUGCUGCUCAGGGGGCCUUGUUGCCUUGCAUGGGGGGUCUGGCACCAAUGCUGUCUCUCUGCCACCCUGAAGGUUUCCCAGCAUGUGGGUCCUGCACCCCAGACCCCCUCAUAGGGCAGGAGCUUCCCCGCAGGUGGUUCAUCUCCAAGCUGGAGCACACUGCAGGCACAGACAUUGCGAGGGGCUUCAGCCCCUGGCUGCCCUCCGCAGCGGUCACGUAGCACUCCCUGGCCCAGCCCCGGCAUGCCCCAGCACUAUGGAAGCAGCCAGUCUGGACCCUUGGGGCCUGAGCUGCCCUCCCAGUGCUUCCCUUUCUCUGCUCUCAAGCACAGGGGCCUCUGGGAGAGGCAGCAGCAGGCCUGAGAGCAGCUCUUCUUGCCACUCUGGGCUGGGGCUAAACCGGCUUGAGCAGGGCACUGCUGAGGGUAGUGGGGAGGAGCCCCUGAUGCUGCUCUGCUGGGCAAGGGGCUUGUCUGCUUCAUCUGCCAGUGCUGCCUGGGGCCAGGGAUGGGACCUGGAUCUGUGGCACAUAAGGUGCCCUGGCAGGGUGGGAGGGGCUCUGCUUGCUCAGCCGCUUGCUUUGGAGGAGUCCUGGCCUCCGCUUCACCCGACUUCCUGUCCCCAAGCCCACCCCAGGGGCUGACUAGUCCAGGCAGAGAGGGGCCCCGUGGUCGGGCAACGAGCCCUCAGGCUUUGGGCUCCUGAGUGACAGCUGCUUGGAGGCCGCGGCAUCUGCUGGGGAGCGCGGACAGCGCACAUCAGCGGUGCAUCAAAGGGCACUCGAUUCUGGACCACGGCCAGGAUCCUGCCCAGCUCAGACCCUGGAGACCAAGGCCUGCGAGGCCGCUGAUGGCCAGGCAGCUGGACUUCCACCACAAGGACCUUGCCAGGGGUUCUGCCUGGGACAUGCCGGCCCAACACAGCUGCACAGGCCUGCAAACCCAGAGCUGCAGCAUGGAUCCCUUCUCCCCAGGCGGCUGCAGCCGUACAGGAUGGCCUUGCAAGAGGACUCAAGGAACAGCCUGCACCAUAGAAAGAAAGCCAAGGCCCCCUAGGCUUGGCAGGGCAGGACCAGCUCUGAGCAGGGGCUGCCUCUGGACACUGCUGGCCCCUGGGCCUGGACUCUUCCCUGGAGACAGGGACUGGGCAUGCAAUUGCUGCUCCCCCGACCUCGUGUUUGCAGCUAGGGAAGGGCGCCCUGACACCAGCCGUGGGUAGUGGCUCUGGCAGCAGGCGUCCAGCUCCUUCGCACGGGGCUGAGCUGUGCCUGUGCUGCUGGCUGCGUGCAGAGCAUCAGACCCGGGGGGGGGGAGGGGGGCGCUGGUGAUGUCUUGUGCUGUUUUGUUUAGAGGUUUUAAUAAAUUUUGCUACCAAACA
Alligator mississippiensis (American alligator) is the source of this 6735-nucleotide messenger RNA. It is a transcript of the gene SMG6, whose product is annotated as SMG6 nonsense mediated mRNA decay factor. Gene Ontology annotation, biological process: nuclear-transcribed mRNA catabolic process, nonsense-mediated decay. The transcript is spliced from 19 exons. The record is from RefSeq and is a predicted model, not a curated record. Gene Ontology annotation, molecular function: telomerase RNA binding; protein binding; telomeric repeat DNA binding. Bases 27 to 4319 code for a protein of 1430 amino acids. NCBI's taxonomy places the organism in Eukaryota, Metazoa, Chordata, Crocodylia, Alligatoridae. Gene Ontology annotation, cellular component: telomerase holoenzyme complex.